This is a messenger RNA of Neltuma alba, 3791 nucleotides long. Its product is annotated as LRR receptor-like serine/threonine-protein kinase RPK2. Gene Ontology annotation, molecular function: ATP binding; protein kinase activity; protein binding. The record is from RefSeq and is a predicted model, not a curated record. Gene Ontology annotation, biological process: protein phosphorylation. Bases 396 to 3521 code for a protein of 1041 amino acids. The transcript has a single exon. Lineage: Eukaryota; Viridiplantae; Streptophyta; Magnoliopsida; Fabales; Fabaceae.
CCAACUGGACGACGAACCUCAGAAAUCUCAGCAGCAAAUACUAUAAUCUGAUUCAGACUCUGGUCAUGAGGUCGUUUCAUGUUUUUGUUAUUUUCUCUAUAAAUUAGGGCUGGCUUUUCAACUGAAUUCGGUUUUUUCCCACUGAGAGAGUGUCGGACUUGCACAGUUGCCUCCUCUUUUGACUCUGCUACUCUUGACCCAAGCACUCCCAUUUCGCUUCUAGUCACUGCCGGCGCCGCCGUCAUUCUUCACUGUUGUUUUUUUCCCGGUGGAUGAUUUGCCGUCGGGGAGAUCUAAGCAGUAUCGAGAAUGUGGCUACCAUCAUUGACUUACUAAUAAAUUAGUAUUCAGAAGGUUGAAUUGCUCGCUAGUGGAAACUACAUUGUUAAUCGAAUAUGGAUCUUCUUCUGGGUCUUCUUCUUCUGGCCUUUGUCUUUCUCUUCACCGCCCAUUGCUCAGAAGAUAUUGCUACUUCUGUCCCUAGUGACGCAUUGUCCCUUCUCAGCUUCAAGGACUCCGUCUCUUCCGAAUCUUCUGCCCUUCUCGUUGGAUGGAGUAAGGAGUCUACUGAAAGUUACUGUCAAUGGCACGGCGUUACCUGCGAGGAUAGGCUCUCUGGCAGAGUUAUUGCUUUGAACUUGACCGGACUUCGCGGCGGCAAGCUCACUCCUUCCAUUGGAGAUAUGUCUGGGCUUCGAGUUUUGUCCCUUCCCCAAAAUACGUUCUCCGGUGAGAUCCCGGAGACUCUGGGGAAGCUUCGGCUUCUGGAGGUUCUUGAGCUUCAAGAAAACAAUUUUUCCGGAGGGAUCCCCAACCAGAUAAGCUAUCUUCCAUCUCUUCGCAUUCUUAACCUCUCUAAUAAUGCUUUGUCCGGUUCCAUGCCUGGUAAAUUGAUUGGCUUUGGAAAUGUUAGCGUCAUGGACUUGUCGAGCAAUCAGCUUUCUGGUCCAAUUGUAGAUAGCGUCAAUACUGUCUUUGAAUUUUUGAAUCAUUUGAAGCUGUCCGACAACUUCCUCACGGGCCAAAUUCCGUCCGAAAUUGGGAAAUUCAGAAAUCUGAGGACGCUUUUACUCGAUGGGAAUAUCUUAGAAGGCGCUAUCCCUUCUGAGAUUGGGUAUAUGACGGAACUCAGACUUCUAGAUGUCUCUAGAAAUAGUCUUACUGGAAGAAUUCCAAAAGAAAUAGCCAACUGCCGGAAACUGUCAGUGCUUGUGUUGACUGAUUUAGUCGAUGAUACUCCUUCUCCGGAUGAGAGCUCGGUGAAUAGCUUCAGAGGGGAAUUCAAUGCUUUUGUUGGAAAUAUUCCUCCGCAGGUAAUGUUGCUCUCAAGUUUAGAGAUUUUGUGGGCACCAAGAGCGAAUCUUGGCGGACGGUUGCCUAGGGGCUGGACAGAUUCAUGCUCGCUGAGAGUAGUCAACUUGGCAGAGAAUUAUAUUAUUGGGGGGAUACCAGAAACCUUAGGGAUGUGCAGAAAUUUAACUUUCCUUGACCUGAGCUCUAACAAUUUAGUGGGGUAUCUUCCUUUAAAGCAACUUCAAGUUCCAUGUAUGUUGUACUUCAAUGUUAGCUGGAAUAAUUUAUCUGGCACCCUUCCAGGAUUUGGGAACGAAAGCUGUGAUUUAAGCAGAAUCCUAGGUGAUGCACAAGUUGAUAUUCUUGUUUGGGAAUCUCUGAUGGAUGCUCUCCCUGGAUCAGGUUCAGAAGAUGCUGUCGUCAUUAACCAUGAUUUCAGUUGGAAUAACUUUACGGGAUCUUUACCUUUAUUCUUACUGGGAGAUACUACAAGGAGCAAGAUUUCCUACACGCUAUCACUCAGUAAUAACAAGUUCAGUGGAACUCUACCAUAUCAUCUGGUUUUGAACUGUAAUGAUUUCAAGAUGUUAAAGGUUAACUUGAGUGUGAACGAACUCUCUGGUGGAAAUUUCCAAAAGUUGCUUAUUGACUGUUUGCAGUUGACAGAGUUUGAGGCUGCGUACAACCAGAUUGGGGGUUCAAUUGAUCCGCAUAUUGGUGACCAUACAAUGCUCCAGCGCCUUGAUUUGAGGGGGAACAAACUUACUGGAUUUCUGCCUGAUCAAUUGGGAAACCUGAAAGACAUCAAAUGGUUGCUUUUAGGGGGGAACAAUUUAACUGGAGAUAUCCCUUCUCAACUUGGUCAAUUGGCUUCCCUUGUUGUUUUGGAUCUAUCUCACAAUGCUCUUACUGGCACAAUUCCUGUAAGCUUGACAAAUGCCACAACUCUUGAAUCUCUGUUGCUAGAUCACAACAAGCUCAAUGGGGAAAUACCUUCAUCCUUUUCCACUCUUUCCAGUCUUGUUGGUUUUGAUGUUUCUUUCAACAACCUUUCUGGUCAUAUUCCCCAUCUCCGUAACCAAAUUGAUUGUGACUCCUUCAAAGGGAAUGUACACCUGCAUUCAUGCCCUGAUCCAUAUUCUGCCUUACCUGCUUAUCUCCCAGUCCCUCUUGAAGUCCAAAAUUGGCAGAGACGAAAAAAGUUGAAGACAAUAAUAAUAGCUGUGGUCUCUUCAGUCUCUGUGGUCCUCUGUGUACUAGGAAUAGUUUUAGUGAUCACUUUUGGAAGGAACAAGUUUGGUCGGCUCAGCAGCCUUCGAAGCAGACUACUAGUGACCUUCCAAGAUGUUCCCAUUGAACUCAAUUACGAUAAUGUUGUCACAGCCACAGGAAAUUUCAGCCUCCAAAAUCUAAUUGGAACCGGUGGGUUUGGGUCUACUUACAAGGCUGAACUAUCCCCUCGUUUCCUCGUUGCCAUUAAGAGGUUGUCUAUAGGUAAAUUCCAAGGCAUUCAACAGUUCGAGACAGAGAUAAGAACCUUGGGGAGAAUCCGACACAAAAACCUUGUCACUCUUAUUGGCUACUAUGUAGGAGAGGCCGAAAUGUUCUUGAUAUACAACUACCUUUCAGGUGGGAACCUUGAAACUUUCAUACACAACAAUUCAGAUAAAAACAUGUUGUGGCCAAUUAUCUACAAGAUAGCAAUAGACGUGGCAGAGGCCAUAGCUUACCUUCACUACUCCUGUGUUCCUCGCAUUGUUCAUCGUGACAUCAAGCCCAGCAACAUCUUACUUGAUGAUGACUACAAUGCCUACCUUUCAGAUUUUGGAUUGGCUAGACUCAUGGAGGUAUCUGAGACCCACGCCACAACUGAUGUGGAAGGCACAUUUGGGUAUGUUGCACCUGAGUAUGCCACCACUUGCAGGGUUUCUGACAAAGCAGAUGUUUAUAGCUUUGGCGUUGUGUUAUUAGAGUUGAUGUCUGGAAGGAAGUCACUAGAUCCAUCGUUUUCUGAAUAUGGAAACGGGUUCAAUAUUGUGCCGUGGGCUAAGUUGCUAAUGACGGAAGGUCGUUCUUCUGAACUGUUUUCACCUGCUCUGUGGGAAGCAGGACCUGAGGAGAAACUGUUGGGGCUUUUGAAAGUUGCAUUAAUCUGCACGGUGGAGACGCUUUCCAUUCGGCCAUCGAUGAAACAGGUUCUUGAGAGAUUGAGACAACUUAAAAGUUGAAAAAUUUUCAGAAUCAUAGCCUACAGUAAUAUUCGUGUCUGCUUGACUAUACUGACCGUGACUCAUUCCUCUGAGAUACUGACUAGAGAGAAAGUGUGGUCUUCAAGUUCCUUUGCGUCUAGCUAGUUGCUGUGGAGCAACUUUUUCUUGUAUAUACAAGCAAGAUACAAGUAAUCUGAUCUCUCAAUUUUAAUCACAUGGAUUCUUUGCUUUCCACUUUAGCAAUUCCCAUUAGUUACAAAAUCACUUCAUUAAUUAUUUUAUUAUUUA